AUUGCAUUGGUAAAGUCCACAGUAGUCCACACUACGGGUAGAUCUAGAUCUAACACUCACAGGCCCAGGAUCUAGAUCUAUAAUUCAUAGAAAUGCCGACUCUUUCUGUAAAAAGAGACGAGCUGUUUCAAGCUAUUGGUCAAUCAUACACUGAUGAGGAGUUUGAUGAAGUGUGCUUUCAGUAUGGGCUGGAACUUGAUGAAGUGACAUCAGAAAAAGAGCAGAUAGAAAGAGAGAAGGGUGUUGGUAAAGCUGUUGGUGCUUCUGAAGCUGUGGAAUACAAGAUAGAAAUUCCAGCAAAUAGAUAUGAUCUGCUGUGUCUAGAAGGACUGGUGAGGUGUUUGCGUGUGUUUUUAGGAAAAGAAAAAGCCCCUCAGUACAAGGUUGUGAGACCAGAUGGAGAUAAGAUACAAAGGCUGGUUAUUCAGAGCUCAACAGCUCAAGUUCGUCCCCAUUGUGUGUCUGCUGUACUUAGGAAUAUCAAAUUUAAUGAAGCUCGUUAUAACAGUUUCAUAGACCUUCAAGAUAAACUACACCAGAAUGUUUGCAGAAAGAGGACAUUGGUUGCCAUAGGAACACAUGAUCUGGACUCACUGCAAGGACCAUUCAGUUAUGAGGCUCUUCCACCAAAGGAGAUUAAAUUUAAGCCACUGAACCAAACACAAGAGUACACAGCAGAGGAGUUGAUGGACUUGUAUUCUGGUGAAAGCCAUUUGAAGCCAUAUCUGCCAAUCAUCAAGGACAAACCUGUGUACCCAGUGAUCUAUGAUAAAAACAGGGUUCUCUUGUCCAUGCCCCCCAUCAUUAAUGGUGAACACUCCAAGAUUACUCUAGACACAAAAAACAUCUUCAUUGAGUGCACAGCAACAGACUUAACCAAAGCCAAGCUUGUACUUGACAUGAUGGUCACAAUGUUCUCAGUUUACUGCGAGCAGCCUUUUGUUGUUGAAGCUGUGGAAGUAGUCCAGCCUAAUGGCACAGUUUGUGUUUAUCCAGAACUGCCCUACAGAACAGAGACUGUGAAUGUUGGCCGUAUUUCUAAACAAGUUGGUGCGGAGAUAGAUGCAGCAACAAUGGCCAGGCUGCUGACUAAGAUGUGUCUGGAGAGUGAAGUUCUACCAGGUGGGGACACACUCAAGGUUGUCAUCCCACCCACAAGGGCAGAUAUCCUACAUGAGUGUGACAUCAUGGAAGAUGUAGCCAUGGGGUAUGGUUUUAACAACAUCAAGAAAACUUUUCCAGAUACCAACUGUAUAGCCCAGCAGUACCCUAUCAACAAAUUAAGUGACUUAUUGCGGAGAGAUGUUGCAGCUUGUGGCUUCACUGAGGUUCUGACUUUUGCCUUGUGUUCCAAGUCAGACAUUGCAGACAAGUUAGGUAAAAAAAUUGAAGACUUGAAUGCUGUUCAUAUAUCAAAUCCAAAAACUGCAGAGUUUCAGGUGGCCAGAACAACUUUACUUCCAGGCAUUCUAAAAACUGUUUUCCACAACAAGGGGAUUCCCCUUCCUCUUAGGCUGUUUGAAAUAUCUGAUGUGAUCUAUCAGGAUCCAUCUAAAGAUGUUGGAGCUAGGAAUGAGAGGAGACUUUGUGCCAUCAACUACAACAGAUCUUCAGACUUUGAGGUCAUUCAUGGGCUCUUGGACAGGGUCAUGCAGUUGCUGCAAGUUCCAUUUGGUGGUGCUGGAGGUUAUACGCUAGAGGCUGGAGAUGACCCAACUUUCUUCCCUGGCCGAUGUGCCAAGAUAGUAGCCAGAGGUCAAGUGAUUGGCACCCUGGGUGUGUUACACCCUGAGGUCAUCACCAAGUUUGACCUGAACAUGCCGUGUGCUGCCAUGGAGAUCUCCAUAGAACCUUUCUUAUAACGUGUUGUGUGUGAUCUGUGUAAUCUUCCCUACACUGUCUGGGCUAUGUGUGCUACUGAUGUAAGGGACAGUAUAACUGGAUAUGGAAUGUUUUAAUAUGUUUUAUUUGCCUGUGUUAAACAUUCUGCUUAAUUAUAGAAGAAAUGUUUCAAUUGCUACAUGGAAUAACUUUCAAAAGUUAUUUGUUUUAUUUUCUGCGUAUGAAACAAUGAUCUUAAGUGAUCAGGUUAUGCAAAUUUCUGUUGUUACCAUUAAUUAUUGGUCACUAUCAUGAGGCUGUUCUAAUCCCACUUUUCCACUUGACCCUUACCUUAAUCCUAACACUCCCCCUGUAUUAGAAAGCCUUUGUGUAAGCUAUGCUUGUGUAAUGUAGAAGGAAAUAUGGGAUCAAGGAAUUACUUUAGGAAAGAAAUCUAGACAACGUUCACUUUGUUUUUUUACCCUGUGUAAAUGAGAUUUUGAAACUUACGUUGAGAAUCCUUGGUUUGUUAUGUCAACAUGAAAUAAGAUAUCUUUGUUAGGUGACUAGUGUUUAUGAUGAUCCCAGUUAAUAUCAAUAAAAACAAAUUUAAAUGUCAAAUUUUUAGAUUGAUUGUCAUGUUGUAAGCCUCUCAAGUCAAAAACUAGUGUAUGAAGUUUUGUGUGAUGACAAGCACUUUUCUAUUGUAGUUAACAAAACAUUUGAUUCUGUUUAUUUAUCUUUACAUGCAGCUUGUAUGACUUGUAUUAAUCCAAUAAAUCUAUUCAACAAACUAAAAAAAAACCCUAGUUGACCAGGUGGUAUUUUGUUGACCAAACCCUAGUUGACCAGGUGGUAUUUUGUUGACCAAACCCUAGCUGACCAGGUGGUAUUUUGUUGACCAAACACUAGCUGACCAGGUGGUAUUUUGUUGACCAAACCCUAGCUGACCAGGUGGUAUUUUGUUGAUCAAACCCUAGCUGACCAGGUGGUAUUUUGUUGACCAAACCCUAGCUGACCAGGUGGUAUUUUGUUGACCAAACCCUAGCUGACCUGUGGUAUUUUGU
Physella acuta is the source of this 2888-nucleotide messenger RNA. Its product is annotated as phenylalanine--tRNA ligase beta subunit-like. The record is from RefSeq and is a predicted model, not a curated record. Gene Ontology annotation, biological process: phenylalanyl-tRNA aminoacylation. Lineage: Eukaryota; Metazoa; Mollusca; Gastropoda; Physidae. Gene Ontology annotation, molecular function: ATP binding; RNA binding; magnesium ion binding. Gene Ontology annotation, cellular component: phenylalanine-tRNA ligase complex; cytoplasm.